Molecule: messenger RNA, 1858 nt
Organism: Postia placenta MAD-698-R-SB12
Lineage: Eukaryota; Fungi; Basidiomycota; Agaricomycetes; Polyporales; Adustoporiaceae
Exons: 13
Coding region: 1-1734 (577 amino acids)
Biological process (GO): proteolysis
Molecular function (GO): serine-type carboxypeptidase activity
Source: RefSeq, a predicted model, not a curated record
AUGCUGCCGCUACCACUGCUCGCCCUCGUGGCGUCAUCCAUCCUACCCAUUGUGAAUGGCCAAAUAUCCAGCAGCUGGCCACAGGCGUACCCUGGCAUGCCGGAUUUAGAAUAUGGACCAGCUUGGCAAAACUACUUCGAGGUGACAGAGCCGCUACCCAACAACGGGCCCAUACACCUCAAUCCAGAUUUCUCCGCAUACGAAAACAACUACAGCUUCAGCAACCUAGCUGACUAUUUCUGGAUAGACCAGCCUGUAGGAACCGGUUGGUCGACAGCCGAUGAUACAGGGUUUGUCUAUGAUGAGGAUCAAGUGGGGACCGACUUUAUGGGCUUCUUGGAGAACCUGGUCAAGGUGUUUCCCAGUCUUGCAACACGACCUCUCUAUUUGACCGGUGAGAGCUAUGCUGGUACAUACAUACCUUAUAUCACCAAGGCAUAUUUCGGCCUCUCUGAUCCUCCAGUGAAUCUGGCGAAGAUUGUGAUCGGCGAUGGUACUGUUGGCUCAGAUGCUGUUUUCCAGUACCUUCCAACGACAACUGUCAUACAGACGUACCCCCAACUCAUUGGUUACGACCCGGAAGUCUUCCAGUGGUUCGUGGAACAAACACACCUCUGCGGCUACGACCUCAAUCUGACGUACCCACAGGAUGGCCACUUCCCAGACCUCCAACUCGUGUACCCCACCGCGCCUGGCCGCGCAUCGCAAGUGUACUUCGCGAGUAAGCAAAAGAGCAAGGCGAUGAUGUCCAAGCGCGAACUGUUGCAGGAGGGUCGGCGGCGCUAUGGUGACGAGAGCGUGCACGCGCGAGGUCGCGCGAAUAUGCAACGCCGGGAGGUGAUGAAGCGCGACUUGGCGGGGCGCGCGAACGGCACGAUCGACCCGUGGUAUGGGUGCUUUAUAUACGACGCGAUGAUCGAAUAUGCGUUGAACUUCACGUAUCCGUGGAUGCUGCAGGUGUAUGACCUCCCCGAUGCGCUCGAUCCGGAGAUUCCGCUGGAUGGCGAUUACUUUUUCAACGGUGUGUUCCUUGCUGGGGCCCUGUUACUACCCAAUGAGCCUGAUAGAGUAUUCAUAGAUCCUCAGACUGUCGCGGCGCUGCAUGCGCCUACAAGCAAGCAAUGGGUUGGCGAGAUGGACUACUAUCCGUUCCUCGGCCGAUGGCAUUCCUCACUGAGCUUGCAACAAACGCUUCCGCGCGGGGUCUUUCCAUCGUCCUGUAUUCAGGAAACGACGACUCGCUCAUCACUCACCGUGGCACAGAAGAAUACUACAUUCGGUGGUAUCCAGGGCUUUACGAAGAAGCCUGCGACACCCUGGUAUGCUGAUGAUGGUAGCUUUGCGGGAAUUGUUCACCAGGAGCGCAACUGGACAUACAUCCUCUUCAAAGGCGCGGGACACCUCGUCGCCCAACAACAACCUGCUAACGCAUACACCUUCCUCCGGGAGUUCGUCCUGGGCAGCAACACCACCGGUCUUGUGAGCGGUUCCAACGGUCAAGUCUCCGUAGUCGGAGGCGAAGUCUCUUCGCUUGCGCAGGAUGUGCUACCAGGGCAAUCCGGGAUCUACGUCGGGUCUGGUGUAACGCAGUCGACGUACACAUUCCCGUCAGCGACCAUUGCAGCAUGGGAGAGCUAUAUUACGACAGCGACGGCGAGCCCAACGAGGUUGGCAGCGCAGGUGCGGUCGACGUCGGGCGCGAAGCCAACUGCACGACCAUUUUUCCAUUUUUGAAACAAUGUUUCGUCGGGAGUUCAUGAUUUUUGGGCUGUAGUAGGUAUUAUCUGGUCGGGAAGUAGCUCUAUCAGUUAUUCCGUGCGAUAGUCCAUGACAAGCACGCGGGAGGUCUGUACACAUA